AUGGCAGGCCUCCUGAGCCCAGCGGAGGCGCACAUCCAGUCGGCGUGGGCCAUCACUCCGCAAGGAGCGUUGCGAGGACUUGAGUGGCAUUCGACGCUGGCGCGGAGGGCAAAGAGGGGUCAGAGCUUCUGCAGCGUUGUGGCUCGGGCGUCGGGCGACCGCGAGCCGCUGCUGCUGCGCGUGGCCAAAGGAGAAGAGGCUGAGCGAACACCAGUGUGGCUGAUGCGUCAAGCAGGGCGGUACAUGGCAGCGUUCAGGGAAUAUUCCACCAAAUAUCCUUUCAGAAUGCGUUCAGAGACUCCAGAAAUCGCCAUCGAGCUAUCUCUCCAACCUUGGCGAGCAUUCCACCCCGAUGGUGUAAUUAUGUUCAGCGACAUCCUCACACCACUACCAUCACUGGGCAUCGAGUUUGAUGUUGUUUCAGGCAAAGGGCCUGUCAUUGAGACGCCGAUCAGAAGUAUUGAGCAGAUCAAAUCAUUGAACUCCAUGGAUGACCCGGCAACUUCAUUGCCGUUCAUCCAGGAGAUUCUGUCUGCUCUGAGGAGUGAAAUCCAGAAUGAUUCCACCUUGCUCGGUUUCAUUGGGACCCCAUGGACACUGGCUGCUUACGCUAUGGAGGGUACUGCAAACAGAUAUUGCUUGAAAACUAAGACAAUCAUGCACCGAAAUCCCAAAGUGUUGCAUGCUCUUUUGGACCAUUUGACAGAGGCCUUGGUGACCUAUGCUUGCUACCAAAUUGAGUCAGGAGCACAGGUCAUUCAACUAUUCGAUUCGUGGGCACAUCAUUUGACCCCACACCAGUUCGAAGUCUUCAGCUUGCCGUAUGCAGAGAGGGUAAUCAAGGGCGUGGAGGCUGUGCACCCAGAAGUGCCUGUGAUCUUUCAUAUGAAUGGAGGAACUGGGAAGCUUGAAUUGCUGGGUGACAGCUCUGCAAACGUUAUUGGCCUUGAUUCAUGGGUCGAUAUGGGUGCUGCACGAGAUGUGCUGUCUGGCAGGAUGAUCCAGGGAAAUGUGGACCCUGUGGUUCUGUUUGGCACUGAAGAUGCCAUCAGGGAGUCUGUGUCAACAUGUCUGGCCAAGGCAAAAGGAGGUGGACAUAUUCUCAAUGUGGGAAAUGGUGUUAUUCAAGGCACUCCAGAGGAUGCAGUUGCACUGUUUUGUGAGCUUGCGCAUCAAUCUUCGAACAUUCCUGCUGUCGAAAUGAUGGCUGCAUGA
Messenger RNA from Ostreobium quekettii, 1215 nucleotides. NCBI's taxonomy places the organism in Eukaryota, Viridiplantae, Chlorophyta, Ulvophyceae, Bryopsidales, Ostreobiaceae. The record is from the annotation of a GenBank genome assembly.